Acanthosepion pharaonis is the source of this 534-nucleotide messenger RNA. The record is from the annotation of a GenBank genome assembly. NCBI's taxonomy places the organism in Eukaryota, Metazoa, Mollusca, Cephalopoda, Sepiida, Sepiidae.
AUGUCAGUCUGUUCGUAUCAAUCAUUCUGUCUCCAUAUUUAUUCUGCCAGGUUAUCUACCCUCUUCCUAUCUAUCUAUCUAUCUAUCUAUCUAUCUAUCUAUCUAACCACCCAAAUCCGAAUCUUCAGCUUUUUAUCUAUCUAUCUAUCUAUCUAUCUAUCUAUCUAUCUAUCUAUCUCAAUCAAUCAAUUCGUAUUUAUCUGUCUAAACACCAAGUUCCGAAUUUUCAUCGCUUUCUCUCUCUCUUUCACACACACACACACACACACACACACACACACACACACACACACACACACACACACACACACUAUCUCUCUUUCUCUAACCAUUAACCUAUCUAUCUAUCUAUCUAUCUAUCUAUCUAUCUAUCUCAAUUUGUUCGUAUUCGAAUUUUCAUUUUAUCUCUCUCUCUCUCUCUCUCUCUCUCUCUCUCUCUCUCAAAGAAUAAACCUUUUACGAGAGGAAAAAUGUGGUAAACCCUGGACGCAAGUUUUCCGUGGAAAACUCAGAAGUCAGACAAUAAAUCAAUAA